AUGCCGGUGCCACAGCCGCCGCAGUACCAGUGCACCAUGCAUCGUGGAUGGAGCUGGUUGAAAGAGCAAUGGAACCUUCACGGCGGCUCCAUCGCAGGACACGUAGGCUUCCAAGCAGUGUCCGCCUUGAGCGCCCGCUUGAGCCAUCCUCCAGUGCCGAUUUUCAUGUACUUGCUGGCCGCCCUGGGUACCUUGUCGAACGGUGCCUCCAUCAAUGUUUGGGGUAGUCCAAUGCCCAUCGCUAUCUGGGUUUUGAAUGUCAACUACUCACAAACCAGAAAGAGCCAGCUAACAGCGUUGAUGGAGAGCUUGUGCAGCAAGGCUGACGCAAUGGCUGAGGAACUGUGGGGUGCUGUCUUGAAAACCAAGCAAGCAUAUGCAGCUUCGUCCGCCCGAGCCGCUGCAAGUGAAGAGACCGACUGCGAGCAGGAUGAAGACACGCUUCAAUCUGUUGACGGCAGAGGCAAGCGCAAAGUACGACGAGGUUCUGGCGCUGACAACUGCCUGGAGGAGCCAUUGCAGAUCUGGUCAGUAGCCUACUUGGGUGGCACACUCGAGCGCUCCAAGCAGCGCUGCGCGGGGGACUUUCACCAGGUGCGUGCCGUGCGAGACACAGCGCCCAGCAAGCUUUGUUCUGUCCCAGCAGAUCAGGCUCGAUCUCAUGGGCAUGUGCACGACCAAGAGUUGCGAGUCUUGGCGGCGAGGGGCCUUCCAGGUCGCUUAUGGUUCUCUCAAGCCCUUGUACUCGACGAGGCAUAUGAUUUCCUUCAAGACCUAGCCUUGCUAGAUGCGCCAGGAUCGAGGAAGUCAAAUGCCGAGACACAAGGACAGACGCCAGCUGCCGGCUGGGCCAAUAGGCUUAUGCAGACCGGUCAGAGUACCUUCGAGACGAAGACCAUGGGUGUCCAUGGCGGAAAGGGUGCCCCUGCUGUCAGCUCAUCAGUCGUAGGCAACAUUCACAGUGCGGUUGCUGUCGAAAUGGCCCGCGGCAUCCGUGGAGAUCAUGGCUGUGCGACGAGGAUGAGAAUGUUCCUAGUCUCAGGCGAACCUGUCCAGCCACACGCUCGCGUUGCAGGCUGCUGCGUGGCAUCCAAGCAGAAGUGGUGCUUGCUUCCCCGCUUGGUGCAGACAGCCUUAGGCCUGGAACAGCACCUGACUUCUCCACAGGCAGCACAGGUCUACUUCCAGGACGAGCUCAUGGAGUCACAGGAUGCGCCGUCGGACGUGCUCUACUUUCCUGACGAGCGCGGGUGGCAGUACACGCUCCCCGACGGCGUCGAGACUGCCAUUCGCCUAGCUCGGCGAGAUCAUGGCUGGGAUGCGCAGUGGUGCCUCGGAGAUCGCGACUUUGAUAUUCCUGCCGAGCUCAGCGUCUACGACGCAGCAGAUCGGUUUGUGCGUCACUUCCGACAAAGCCAUCGACCCAUCGGUUUCCACGACGAGAUUUUUCUGUCCUACGCCACCUUCUACCAGAUCCAAGUGGUGGCUGCUCGUCAAAACAAGGACAUCGCAGCUGCGGCCGCCAAGGGGACCAGCCCCUGGAAGCUUGCGCAGCUCUCCGCUUGCAUAUGCCUCUGGGACCUUCUGUGGUUGCCCGCCACCACCAGCUCCUCCAGCGCGCCGAUGGAUCUGUCCGUCACCAAAGAGCAUGUCCAGCGUGCCUUCACCUGCCUCGAGAUGCUAGAAGGUUUCGGCAACGUCCUAGCAGGGCUGGAAGCAGACAAAACGUGGAUGCAGGCCCCCGCGGAGUUGCACACAGACAACAGCGACGAGCUCCUCCUGCAGAGCAAGCUUCAGGACACGUACGGUGGCACGGAAGAAGAGACUCUGUGCAAAGAUGUCAACUUCGAUCCGGCCGUGCCACAGAAGACUGGAAUCAAGGAUCAGACCAUCGCCAGACGGAUUAUGCAGAAGGCCGUGCCUGACAAGUCUCGUUCCCUUCAACCGGAUGCGGACCAGUGUUUCGCAACAAGUUCUCGCUGCACAUGGGGUCUCUUCUCCGCCAAGGAGCAGACCAAGAUGAGGCACAAGCUUUGCGUCGGAGACUUCCGUCUUGUGGCCAAGGCCGUGCCGGAAGAGAUCGGUGAGUUCCUGUGGGGAACCGACAGCUUGCAUUUCAAGCUGCCUCGUGCACAGGACAUCUCCAGCGAGGACCCCAUUCACGAUGCUCUCAAGAACUUCGCCAACAUCACCCUUGACGAGCUGUGGCUGGACCUGUCCGCCAGGCAGGCCGAUGAGACCAAGCAAAAACGUGGGGAGAAGGCGCGCGAGGCCAAGAAGCGCAAGAAGAUGGAUUCCAAGCAGCCAGACGAGGAUUGA
This is a messenger RNA of Symbiodinium sp. CCMP2592, 2319 nucleotides long. The record is from the annotation of a GenBank genome assembly. NCBI's taxonomy places the organism in Eukaryota, Dinophyceae, Suessiales, Symbiodiniaceae.